GGCCGGCGCGGGCAGCGCCGCCACCGUCUGAACUAGGAUGUCCCGACAUGAAGGUGUCAGCUGUGAUGCAUGUUUAAAAGGAAAUUUUCGAGGUCACAGAUAUAAGUGUUUAAUUUGCUACAAUUACGAUCUUUGUGCAUCUUGUUAUGAAAGUGGUGCAAGGACGACAAGGCAUACAACUGACCACCCGAUGCAGUGCAUAUUAACAAGGGUAGAUUUUGAUUUGUACUAUGGUGGGGAAGCUUUCUCUGUAGAGCAGCCGCAGGCCUUUACUUGCCCCUAUUGUGGAAAGAUGGGCUACACGGAGACGUCUCUGCAAGAACAUGUCACUUCUGAACACGCAGAAACCUCGACAGAAGUAAUUUGCCCGAUAUGCGCGGCCUUGCCUGGAAGCGACCCCAAACACGUCACGGACGACUUCGCAGCCCAUCUCACACUUGAACACCGGGCCCCUAGAGAUUUAUAUGAAUUGAUUGGUGUUCGACACGUACGUAGAAUGUCCCACCCCGGCCGGGGCUUAGGAGGGCCCCGAGCUCGCAGGUCAAACAUGUACUUUACCAGCAGCUCUGCUCGCGGCCUCUCUUCCUCUCAGAGCUCGUAUUCUCCAAGCAGCCCGGAAGCCAUGGAUCCUAUAGCUGAGCUUUUACCUCAGUUGUCAGGCGUGAGACGUUCUGCAGGAGGACAGCUUAACUCUUCUGGCCCUUCCGCUUCUCAGUUACAGCAGCUGCAGAUGCAGCUGCAGCUGGAACGGCAGCACGCCCAGGCCGCGCGCCAGCAGCUGGAGACCGCGCUCAACGCCUCCCUGCGCUCCAACGCCAGCAGCGUCACCACUGCGGUCACGCAGUCCACGGCGACGGCCAGCACAGCCAACACGGAAAGCAGUCAGCAGGCGCUGCAGAACUCCCAGUUUCUUUUAACAAGGUUUUCUCUGCUGAAUGUCAGAUACUUUGUUAGUGCAGGGGAACAGAAGGACGACAGACACUAUCCCUGUGUCUACGACUUUAUUUUGUAUGACUCCCAAGACCCUCACCCCGACGUUUGUCUACUCACAUCCGCUGCAGACACUGCCUCUAAUGCCCGGAAGAAGGAAGAGGUGAAUAAUGCAAGGGGGAAGGAGGCCGACUUGAAAGUUGGGUCUGCCAAUGUGUGUCGUUUUCAAUGA
Messenger RNA from Vicugna pacos (alpaca), 1162 nucleotides. The record is from RefSeq and is a predicted model, not a curated record. Lineage: Eukaryota; Metazoa; Chordata; Mammalia; Artiodactyla; Camelidae.